AUGGGCGUACCAGUCAUCUUAUGCGGCAGAACAGAGGCCAUUGGCACCGGCGUGGUUGCUGAUCUCAAGCCCGAGUAUGAAGUGAUCCACUUUGUCAUGUCUCCCGAGUCCGGUAUUAUCCAGAUUCCCGCCAUCCUCAAGGGAGAGCAAUCGGUCCCGGCAGAUUCAGAGCUGGGCAGCAAGGACUACUCCCGGCCAGUAGCCGCCGUGAUCCUCGGGGGAGGAUACGACGACUCCGCGACCGAUGCCAUGUUGCAAGCGGUCAAGCAGCACGAAGGGGCCAAGGCGGUGCCGUGGUUACGUCCUGAUCUCACCAAGCCAAGCCCCCCUCUGGGUCCUGCGUAUGGAAAAGCAAUGGUCCGGCGGAUCAAGGAGCUCAUGCCCCAGCUGGAGCGCGAGAAUAAGAUGGACAUGACAGAAGUGCAUUACUAUUGA
Pestalotiopsis fici W106-1 is the source of this 435-nucleotide messenger RNA. RefSeq lists its product as uncharacterized. NCBI's taxonomy places the organism in Eukaryota, Fungi, Ascomycota, Sordariomycetes, Amphisphaeriales, Sporocadaceae. The coding region runs from base 1 to 435 and encodes 144 amino acids. The record is from RefSeq and is a predicted model, not a curated record. The transcript has 2 exons.